Molecule: messenger RNA, 390 nt
Organism: Paramecium primaurelia
Lineage: Eukaryota; Ciliophora; Oligohymenophorea; Peniculida; Parameciidae
Source: the annotation of a GenBank genome assembly
AUGAAGUAUCCAUUUAUUCUCUAUUCUUAAAUUAUUUUCAAAGAUUGGCAAUCCAUAAUAUACUUGGUUUAUUAAAAAUAAUAAUCAUUUAUGAAUAAUAAUCUUGGUAUUUUGAAUAACAGAUUUCACAAGAAAGCUAUAUAAAGUCGAAAGAGACAAACUUCAGCAGAUACCAAUACUAUCCAUUAAAUGUAAGGAGGAAAGAAAAAAAAUGAAUACUAUGAAAGAUGGCUAACUAAUUAAAAGAAUCCAUAAUUAAGAUCAGAUUCUGAAUCGAAUCUUGAUAAUCUAACACCCUUAACUCCAAAAGCUUAAAUUCCAAUUAAACUAGAGCCUAAAUUAAUAAGAGAUGUUAUACAGAAAUUCUAUUCAGAUGAAAAUGGUCUUUGA